AUGGAGCGAUCGUUCCAGAGCGCGCAGCACAGCACCGGCGGCCACAACCAGUCGUCAUGGCGGCAAGAGCCGACGGGUACUUACGCGGAAGAUGACAAAUCGACGGAUUCGGCGACGCCUCACCUCCGUGGCCCUGUGCGAAGCUUCAAGUCGUCGACGCGCGACAAGAGUCGCGAGCGUCGCACGUCACGCGAGCGUGGAGAGGAACACAGUGCGAAGCACGAAUCUGGGGAGCACCGGCAACGGCACUCGCAGCCGCCGCCACAGCAGCAGCAGCAGCGGGAGGAAGGCACGGACAGACACUACACGGCGUGGGAGGAGGAUGAGCGGUAUCAGCAGCAGCAGUGGCGCGAGGAGCGGUCCCGCCAGCAUCGUUCGCACGGCGCACGUGCGCACACGAGCUUCCGCGCCGCUCCCGCGGGUGCGGACGAAGAGGCGGUGUGGGAAAGGCCGAAGCAUCGCGAGAGGCGGAGUGAGAGGGGAAGAGCGAGCGACAAGGAGUGGGGAUGGGAGGAGGGGGAGGAGGGGGAGGAGAUCGGCAAAGGUUGGGAGAAAGAUCGGAGUUUCGAGAAGGAGAUUUUGGCGGGCGCGGAAGAGGAGGAGGAGGAGGAGGGGGAGGAGGGGGAGGAGGUUGGCAUAGCAGCGGGCGUGGAGAAGAUACGCGGGCGCGCGAAAGAUAUGCCCGCCGAUGGUCACGGCCUGUCGAGCGAGGGUGCGGGAGUGGGACUGGAGGAAGGGGAGCUAUCGGAAGGGGAGAUUCCGUUGCAAGAUCGCGAUCACGACGGCGAGAACGAACACGAGGCCGUGCCUGCGGCGCGGCCGCACCCCCCGCGGGACAAACCGCUUUCGCAUAAUCUCGACGGUGGACAGACGGCCAAGGAGCGCAGGGAAGCGGGGAGGCGAAGUGCGGAGAAAGACGCGCAGUUACUCGCGCGGGAGCAGCGCUGCUGGAGUGUUGGUGCUGCUGAAUGGGAGGAGCAGGGAGAGGACGGCUGGAAGUUGCGCAUUCACGGUGAGGGAGGCAGUAGGGACGACAAAGAGGAGGAGGAAGAGGAGAAAGUGGUGAAAGAGGAGGAGGAGGAAGAGGAGGAGGGUCAGGUGGAUGCGAGUUACGGCCACGGGGGUCAGUGGUGGCGGGAGCAGGAGCAGACGCGCCGCAGAAGCGAGGAGCGGGAGCGCAAAGAGGAACGGAACGGUGGCGAGGUUGGCGAGGUGGAGAGGGGGCGGUGGGCGCAGUGGGGAGGACUGGAGGCGGAGCAGGGCUCCCGCGGACACCACCCCCAGCGGUCCUUCUCCCGCCGCGCGCAGGGCGAGGCGCAGAUGGGUCGCGCGCACCGAGAGGGCGGCGCUGAGGGUGGCGGCGACGGCGAGCGUCACUGGGCGGCGAGUGCGACGAUGAGCAAGGGAGGAAGGGGCGACGAGAAGGGCAUGUGGCGGAGCGUUGAAAGGGUGGGCGCGGGAGAGGAGGUGGGCGGGGUGAGGGGUCAGGUGAUCGUGAAGCAGGAAAAGGAGGAGGAGAAGGAGGAGAGGGAGGAGGGGCAGCAAGUGGAAGCGCGGAUGGAGGAGGGGGAGGAGGUGGGGUACGAGCAUGAGAGGGAGCGCAGGCGACACAGGGAGAGGCGGCAUGAGGAGAGGCGUGACCAUCGAGGCGAGAGGGGCGGUGACAAGGAGGACACGCAGCGAGGGGAGAGCCACCGGCAUAAGAAGAAGCGGAGGAGAUCGAGGCACGAGCAGGAUCGCGAGCACGAGCAUGAGUGCGAGCAGGAGCAGGAGCAGCAUGUGGAGAAGCACGGGUAUGAGCACGAGGAGGGGGAGCGGGAUCCGCGUGAGCGAAGCAGGGAGCACUGGGAAGGCAAGCGCGGCGUGCCGAGCGAGGGAGAUUACUACGAUGGGAAGGACGGCGGGGAUAAGGCGGGAAGGAGGCGGCACAGGGAGAGGCAGCGGGGGAGAGAGGGUGCGGAGGAGCAGGAGGGAAGGAUAGCAGCUAGGUCAGGGUCGUCUGAGAGAAGGGCGAGAUCUAAGGAGCGAUGGUCGUCACGGGAGAGAGGCGUAUCGCGGGAAAGGGACGUUUCUCGGGAGAGAAUUGGAUCGCGGCAGAGAGUUGGAUCGCGGGAGAGGGAAUUGGAAAGAGGGAGAGGUUCAUCAAUGGAAAGGGGCGCGUCGAGGGAGCGGGGUGCAUCAAGGGAGCACGGAGCGUGGAGGGCCAAAGCAGGUUCUGCUAUGGAAGCUAGUGCCCCGUUUGAUCCGUUUCCUCAGGCGCACGUGGGGACUGCUGAGCAGCCGUGGGCAGAACAGGCCGCACAAGAAGCUGAUGCAGCUGCCGCCGCCGCCGCCGCUGCUGCUGCUGCUGCUGCUGCCGCCUCCGCUGCUGCCGCCUCUGCUGCUGCAGCUGCUGCUGUGGGCGGUGUUGACAGGGGCAGCGCUGCUCCUGGUGCUCCUGGUGGUGUUGUGAGUGGCAGUGGGAUGGCGAGCGCUCCAAGCAAGGCUAUGGAGGGUUCCAGGCACCGUUCUCGUUGGCAGCCUGCAGAAGAGCCCGUGCUGGGGCAUGCACCCUCUGCGGGUGCAGGAGGGCAGGCUGCUGCGGGUGGUACUGUAGGGAGCAUUGCUGCUCCUGCCAGUGCUGUUGUGGGAGGAAUUCUGGCUGAGGGCGCGGGUGCAGGAGCGCCAGAUUCCAUUGCUGCUGCUGCUGCUAAUGGCGCUGCUGCUGGCGCUGCUGCUGGUGGUGGCAGUGGGGAUGGCAAGACAGGAAAACGCAGGCGCAGCAGGUGGGGCCCUGCUGAAGGAGACGCGGCAGCAGCAGCAGCAGCAACAGGUGCAGGCGAAGAGGCAGGAGCAGCGGCAGGAGGAGCAGCAGCAGGAGCAGACGCGGGUGCUGCGGGAAACAGCGCAGCAGGAGGGCAGCGCAAGCGUAAGAGCCGAUGGGGCGACAGCGAUCCCUCUGCUGCAGCUGCAGCAGGAGUGGGGGUUGGCGUUGGCGGGGUGACGAGCGCUGCUGCAGCUCUCCUCUCUUCCAUCAAGCUCCCAGAAUUCGUGCGGGAGAUCUCAGGAGACCUCAACCCCGAGGUGCAAGCACUCAACAUCCGGUUGCUGGAAAUAAACAAGAAGCUACAGGCAGGCAAUCUUACUGGGGAUUCUGCUGCAGGGCUAGAGGGCGCCAUGGCUGCUGCGCUUGGGCUCACGGAGGAACGCUCGGUGGAGCGGUCUCCGUCGCCCGAGCCGAUAUACGACAACAUGGGCGUGCGAGUGAACACACGGGAGCAGCGCGUGAAAGAGAAGCUGAUGCGGGAGCGGCAGGAGGUGAUUGCGGAGAUGAUAAAGAAGAACCCUGGGUUCAAACCGCCUGCGGAUUACAAGCCGCCCAAGUAUUAUAAGAAGCUGUUCAUCCCCAUGAAAGAAUACCCAGGGUAUAAUUUCAUUGGGUUGAUUAUCGGGCCGCGCGGCAACACACAGAAGCGUAUGGAGAAAGAGACGGGUGCCAAGAUUGUGAUCCGGGGGAGAGGGUCUGUGAAGGAGGGGCGGGCGGCGAAGGGCGGGAGGGAUUUCAAGCCCGACCCGGCGGACAACGAGGAUUUGCACGUGCUGGUGGAGGCGGAUAGCGAGGCAGCUCUUAACGAGGCGGCGGAUAUGGUUCAGAAGCUGCUGGUUCCUGUAGACGAGGGGCACAACGAGCACAAGCGCGCGCAGCUGAGGGAGCUUGCGGCGCUCAAUGGCACGAUCCGAGAGGAGGAGCUGGUGUGCCGGCUGUGUGGGGAGCAGGGCCACAGGCAGUACAACUGCCCCGACCGGCACUCGACUUUCCGGUCUGAAGUCAUGUGCACGAUCUGCGGGGAUGGGGGGCAUCCGUCUGUGGAUUGCCCCAUGAAGGGCGCGGGCGGAGGGGGAGGGGGCGGCGGCGGGGGAGCGCAGGGGCAGAAGCUUGACGAGGAGUAUAUGUCGUUCCUGGCUGAGGUGGGGGGAGGCGUGGGGGGACCGAUCGGGGGAGAGGGUGGGGAUGGCGGUGCUGGGGGGCGUGGGGGAGGGGAGGAGCGCGGAGGGGGAUGGGGAGGGGGCGAGCGGGGGGAGAGAGGCGGCGAGCAGGGAGGCGGUGGGGAGCGUGGGGGGGGAGGAGGGGGCAGGGGGUCAAGCCGUGUGGAGGACGAUUGUAACCUCUAUGUGGGGUACCUGCCUCAGUCUGUGGACGACCAAGGGCUGUACUCUCUCUUUGCCCCGUACGGGCGCAUUCAGGAGACCAAGAUCAUCCGCGAUCGCAACACGGGCAUGAGCCGGGGGUUUGGGUUUGUGCGGUUUGUGGAGCGGCAGGCGGCAAUGGCGGCCACACAGGGGCUGAAUGGGUACCGCAUGGAGGGUAAGACCAUUGUCGUGCGCUCCACUGCCAAGAACCAGCAGGGCAGCGGCCCUGGUGGUCCCGGUGGGCCGGGAGGGCCGGGAGGAGGGAUGGGAGUAGCAGGGGCAGCACCAGGAGGCGGUGGUGUGGGUGGUGCUGGUCCCCACGGCCCACCUGGCCCCCACGGCCCCCCUGGCCCCCCUGGUCCGUAUGGGCCUUCUGGGCCUUCUGGUCCUCCUGGCUCUGCUGCUCCUGGUGGCGCUGGUCCUCCCCCGCACAUGGGCCCUCCCCCUCUGCGCCCCCCUUAUGGCCCCCCUACCCCGUACCCUCCGCCUGGGUCUGUUGACCCUUCUGCUCCUCCCCCUCCCUGGGCUCACCCCCCUGGUGGCCCCCCUCCUCCGUUUGGCCUCUGCGGCCCACCUCCACCUGGCAACGUCCCUCCUCCCUAUGCCCCGCCUGGCUAUCCCGAAGGUGUGCCACCACCUCCGUUUCCCCCAUAUGGAGCAUCGGGCCCUCCCCCAGGUGCCUUCAUGCCGCAUGGCUUUGCUCCGGACUACCCGCCCCCGCCUGGUGCAUACCCGGGAAUGGUGGGCCCGCCUGGAGUGUAUGAGGACGUGGAAUUGCCCCCUGGGACUUCCACCCCGCCGCCUGGUGCGCCUGGCGAGGUGGGUGCAGCAGCAGAGCCCCCUCCUGGCAUGGAGCCUUCCUGUCCUCCUGCUCUCUAUCCCCAUAUGGAUCCUGCAGCAGCAGCAGCUGCAGCGGCGGCGGCGGCGGCGGCACAACAGCCUUCAUGGGCCCCCACGUCUGCAGCAGCAGCAGCAGCCAUGGCAGCAGCAGUGUCAGCUGGUGCAGUCAAGGGGGGGGCGCUGGUUGGUGGGGCAGGAAGCGAGGGACCGCUGGGAGGGGAGGGAGUGGUGAGCACGGAGGGAUGUGCUCUCCACACAUGUGCAAGGUUCGAAGUCUCUGGUUGCUGGGAAGAAUCAAGUGAUGCUGACUGCGAAGAGAAGAGCACGGAAUGA
Closterium sp. NIES-65 is the source of this 5343-nucleotide messenger RNA. Lineage: Eukaryota; Viridiplantae; Streptophyta; Zygnematophyceae; Desmidiales; Closteriaceae. The record is from the annotation of a GenBank genome assembly.